AGUGAGUCCAUUCUCAAAGUCACCAUCACAAUUGCUUGGUCUUUUCUCCUCUUCACUCUCACUUUUGCUCUUAGAAAUGCAGUCAUUAACUAUUUCUCAUACGUUUUUUCCGACCAAAGUUCUGCCGGUCCCCCUCAUUUCUACCCGGACUUCAACUUCUGCUCUCGCGUUACGUGUCCGUACAUUAAAAUGCUCUUCAUCUCUUGUUAUGGAUGAGGACAGGUUUAUUGAAGCUUCUAAAAGCGGAAACUUGAUUCCUCUUCACAGAACCAUUUUUUCUGACCAUUUGACACCGGUGCUGGCAUACCGAUGUUUGGUGAAAGAAGAUGAUCGUGAAGCUCCAAGCUUUCUAUUUGAGUCGGUUGAAUCUGGUUUUCGUAGUUCUAGUGUUGGUCGGUACAGCGUGGUGGGAGCUCAACCAUCCAUGGAAAUUGUGGCUAAGGAACAGAAUGUGACUAUAUUGGACCACCACACUGGAGAAUUGACCCAGAAGAUGGUCCAAGAUCCCAUGACUAUUCCAAGAAGCAUUUCCCAGAAAUGGAAGACGAGACUUAUCGAUGAACUUCCUGAUACCUUUUGUGGUGGAUGGGUUGGUUACUUCUCAUAUGACACAGUUCGGUAUAUAGAGAACAAGAAGUUACCAUUCCUAAGUGCUCCAGAGGAUGAUCUGAACCUCGCAGAUAUUCAGUUAGGACUAUAUGAGGAUGUCAUUGUGUUUGAUCAUGUAGAAAAGAAAGCACAUGUGAUCCACUGGGUGCGGUUAGAUCAAUACUCAUCUCUUCCUGAGGCUUAUCUUGAUGGGAAGAAACGCUUGGAAAUAGUAGUGUCUAGAGUACAAGGAAUUGAGUCUCCAAGGUUAUCUCCUGGUUCUGUGGAUUUCUGUACUCAUGAGUUUGGACCUUCAUUAACCAAGGGAAACAUGACAAGUGAGGAGUACAAGAACGCCGUCUUACAGGCAAAGGAGCACAUUGCUGCAGGAGACAUAUUUCAAAUUGUUUCAAGUCAACGUUUUGAGAGAAGAACAUUUGCUGAGCCAUUUGAAGUAUACAGAGCAUUAAGAAUUGUGAAUCCAAGCCCGUACAUGACUUACAUGCAAGCCAGAGGCUGCAUUUUAGUUGCAUCGAGUCCAGAGAUCCUGACACAUGUAAAGAAAAGAAGAAUUGUUAAUCGACCAUUGGCUGGGACAAGCAGAAGAGGGAAGACACCUGAUGAGGAUGUGAUGUCGGAAAUGCAGAUGUUAAAAGAUGAGAAACAAUGCGCGGAGCACAUCAUGCUGGUUGAUUUGGGACGAAAUGAUGUAGGAAAGGUGUCAAAACCUGGUUCUGUGAAUGUUGAAAAGCUCAUGAGCAUCGAGAGAUAUUCCCAUGUGAUGCACAUAAGCUCCACGCUACUGCAUGUGUUUCAAAACUCAGAACACAGUACAUUUGCUUGUGCAUCGGUGCUAGUCUUGAUGCAUCAUAUUUUUUAUGACUGGUGAUGUCUGGUCCAACUCGACUAUUCCAUCGAGUACCUGCUACCUCCUACCAACACAAAUACUGAGUACUCUGUCACAAUGGCUUAGGCAGAUGGAAGAAAAUCACCUAGCAUUGUGUUUUUUUUUUUUUUUUUU
This is a messenger RNA of Lycium ferocissimum, 1609 nucleotides long. Its product is annotated as anthranilate synthase alpha subunit 1, chloroplastic-like. Lineage: Eukaryota; Viridiplantae; Streptophyta; Magnoliopsida; Solanales; Solanaceae. Gene Ontology annotation, biological process: L-tryptophan biosynthetic process. The transcript is spliced from 10 exons. The record is from RefSeq and is a predicted model, not a curated record. The coding region runs from base 77 to 1477 and encodes 466 amino acids.